UAAACACAAUUUGAUCCAAUCUCAUUAAAAAGUAGUCUUUGACAAGUCUCCACUCUCCAAUUCUCCACUCAGAAGAGAAGGAAAAGAGAAGGUAGACACUGUAGCUAUGUGUAACCAAAAGCCAUCAUCAUCUACCUCCUCAUUUGUCUCUCCUAAGAAAACCCAUUUCUUUAAUCCCAACAAAACCUCAGAUCUCCUUACAGAUGAAGAAGACAACCACCACCUCCAUAGAUGGCCAACUACUUCUGAGGCAGUGGAGGAAAUCAAGGCCAUAGGGAAGAUAUCAGGGCCAACAGUUCUCACGGGUCUCCUCUUAUACUCAAGAGCCAUGAUCUCCAUGCUCUUCUUGGGUUACCUCGGAGAGCUGGAACUAGCAGGUGGGUCACUCUCCAUCGGCUUCGCGAACAUCACCGGCUACUCUGUCAUCUCCGGCCUUGCCAUGGGAAUGGAACCCAUUUGCGGCCAAGCAUAUGGUGCCAAACAAUGGAAGCUCUUAGGCUUAACCCUUCAGAGAACAGUGCUUCUCCUUUUAACCACCUCAGUCCCCAUAUCCUUUAUGUGGCUUAACAUGAAGCGCAUCCUCUUGUGGUGUGGCCAAGAUGAAGCUAUCUCAUCUGUUGCUCAUCUCUUCAUCGUCUUCUCCAUCCCUGACCUCUUCUUCCUCUCUCUCCUCCACCCUCUUCGAAUCUAUCUCAGGACUCAGAGUAUUACGUUGCCCCUCACUUACUGCUCAGCCAUCUCAGUUCUUCUUCACGUGCCUUUGAAUUUCUUACUUGUAGUACAUCUCAAGAUGGGUGUAGCAGGUGUGGCUAUAGCCAUGGUUUGGACUAAUCUCAACCUCUUCCUCCUCUUAGCUGCCUUUGUCUUCUUCUCCGGCGUGUAUAGGGACUCUUGGGUGCGGCCUAGUAUGGACUGUCUGCGAGGCUGGUCGACGCUGCUAAGCCUCGCCGUCCCCACGUGUGUCUCGGUGUGCCUAGAGUGGUGGUGGUACGAGCUCAUGAUAAUGUUGUGUGGACUGCUAAUCAAUCCUAAAGCCACCAUUGCUUCUAUGGGGAUUCUCAUCCAAACCACCUCAUUGGUUUAUGUCUUCCCUUCAGCUCUCAGCUUAGGUGUAUCCACAAGGGUAGGUAAUGAGCUUGGUGCUAACCGGCCGGGUAAGGCUCGCAUCGCCAUGAUCGUGUCGCUAGUGUGCGCGGUGGGGCUAGGCCUUGCGGCCAUGUUGUUCACCACUUUGAUGAGGUACAGGUGGGGAAGGUUCUUUACUAAUGACACUGAGAUUCUUGAGCUUACAGCAAUGGCUUUGCCCAUAGCAGGGCUGUGUGAGUUGGGGAAUUGCCCACAGACGACUGGGUGUGGGGUGUUGAGAGGGAGCGCAAGACCCACCACUGGAGCUAAUAUCAACUUGGGAUCUUUCUAUUUGGUUGGUAUGCCUGUGGCUAUCUUCAUGGGUUUUGGAGCCAAAAUGGGAUUUCCUGGGCUUUGGAUCGGGUUGCUUGCUGCUCAAGCUACAUGUGCUCUCCUCAUGUUGUAUGUGCUAGCCACCACUGAUUGGGUGGUGCAAGUAGAGAGAGCAAGGCAACUCACACAGACUUCAUUGACAUCAUCAUCAUCAUCAUCAUCUUCUUCUUCUUCUUCUAACUGCUCUUCCAUUUCAGUUUCAUCAUCAAACAAGGAAGUUAAGAAGGUGGUUAAUUUGGAGGAGAUUUUGUGUAUUAAUGAUGGGUUAAUGAGGUCAGCUUCAGUGAAGAGUCCGGAGACUGGAACAGAUCAGACAGACAGAGACACAGACACAGACACAGAGACAGAGACAGAGACAGACCCUCUCAUUUCUCCUACUAAAGUGAAAGUCAUUGUGAAUUAGUAGUUGUUUCAUCAUUUUUCAUUUAUUUUGGGGUUGGGUUGGGUUUAUUAGAGGAAUGAUUUGGAAUUGGAGAAGUAUUGAUUGGAAUUGGAUUGGACCCAACUAGUAUUGUAUUUGAAAGAGAGAGGUGGGUUUUUCUUUUCUGUUCUUUUCGUUUUUUUAAAGGAGAGAGGGUGGGGUUUCCCUCCACUACUUUUGGUUUUCAAGCUACUGUAUCUAAUGGUAAUAGUUAAUACUUACAGAGAAAGAAGAAAUUCUCCCA
Macadamia integrifolia is the source of this 2123-nucleotide messenger RNA. RefSeq names its product protein DETOXIFICATION 48-like. Gene Ontology annotation, molecular function: xenobiotic transmembrane transporter activity; antiporter activity. The record is from RefSeq and is a predicted model, not a curated record. Lineage: Eukaryota; Viridiplantae; Streptophyta; Magnoliopsida; Proteales; Proteaceae. Gene Ontology annotation, biological process: xenobiotic detoxification by transmembrane export across the plasma membrane. The coding region runs from base 107 to 1861 and encodes 584 amino acids. Gene Ontology annotation, cellular component: membrane. The transcript has 2 exons.